ACCUGCGAACGCAUCAGACCGGCUCGCCUGCUGAGCGCAUGGUUUUACGUCGUGUACGAAAGACGCGCGACGCGUGGUGCACGUGACAUUUAUGUUCUGCGUAAACAAAUUUAGGCACAAUUUGCAUACCAAUCAAUCUCAAAUUACACUAUAAGCAACGAUAAAUAAACACCAUAUUUGUAAAUUAUCUUAAAAAUAUUUAAAAAUAUUUUAAUAUUAAAUAAUUUGUUUAAGACUUUUAUAUAAACUGUUUAUUUGCGAAAUUUUAAUGAAAUGAUUGUUUUACAAGUUAAUUUGACAUUUAAAAUCACUAAAGUAUAAAAAUGGAAUCAUAAUGGAGCUUACAACUGAAUGCAUUAACGAAUCCACGAUGAAGUCGUAACUGUAAACGAUGAGUAUUUGCGAGAUCGUGAGUGGUGACGUGUGCUAUAUAAAAGAACAAGGCGGUAAUGUUACAGCGACGACGUGUAGCGGAUUUAAUGAAGUGCUAAAAUGAGGAUUUGAUCGAUAGCGAAGUGUAAGAAGUGCACGCCCGUAAUGUCCACGAUGGCGUCGACGAUUUUAUUAUUAUCCACUUCGGCGCCAAGGAAACACCUCUCCACCUCGCUCGUGCACUUGCUGAUAUGUCUGUUUAUUGUGCUCUUAACAAGCGAGGAAUCUCUUCAAUUAGAACUGGGACAAUGCAGUCGCCCACUAGGAAUGGAAUCCGGCGCUAUCAAAGAUAUGCAAAUAUCAGCAAGUUCAGCCUACGAUUCGGGCAGUGUAGGUCCACAACAUGGAAGACUUAGAAACGACAAGAACGGCGGCGCCUGGUGUCCUAGACAGAUGGUGUCGCGCGACGCCAAGGAGUACUUGGAGAUCAACAUGGACGAUCUGCACGUCGUCACCGGCGUGCGCACGCAAGGCCGCUUCGGCAACGGGCAAGGUCAGGAAUAUGCCGAGGAGUACAUGAUCGAAUAUUGGCGACCUGGUUUCGUCAAGUGGACACGAUGGAAAAAUCGAGAAAGUAAAGAACUGCUCUCUGGUAACACCAACACGUACACGGUGGUGGAGCAAAAAUUAGAACCGCCCGUUAUCGCCACCAAAAUUCGCCUCCUGCCCUACAGCGAUCACGUGAGGACGGUGUGCAUGCGAGUGGAAUUAGUCGGCUGUAAAUCCACAGAUGGAUUAAUCAGCUAUGCGGGACCGCAAGGACUGAAGCGCGGCCCGGAGAUGGAUUUAUCGGACAGGACGUACGACGGCAAGGAGGAAGGCGGCAUGCUGACGUACGGUCUGGGACAAUUGGUGGACGGGCGAAAGGGCCAGGACAAUUUCAGGCUAGACACGGGUCACGGUAAAGCGUACGAAUGGGUCGGAUGGCGGAACGACACGGCCGGCUGGGCAGGACAUCCCUUGGAAUUAGUUUUCGAAUUCGAUAAAGUACGAAAUUUCAGCGCUGCACACCUACACACCAACAAUCUAUUCACCAAAGAUGUGCAGGUAUUUUCACAUGCAAAAAUUUUCAUCAGCAUUGGCGGAAACGUGUAUAACGGAGAACCUGUGCACUUCUCCUAUAUGCCGGAUUUGGUUCUUGAGCAUGCACGCAAUGUCACCAUAAAGCUGCACAAUCGCAUUGGGAAAUUCAUCAAGUUACAACUGUAUUUUGCAUCCCGCUGGAUUCUCCUCAGUGAGAUAUCAUUUGAUUCCGUGGUGGUAAGCGGAAAUUACACGACCGGUGAGGAAGACACGAUACCAGAGUCAGAGUACAACAUCCCCGAUCACAAUUACGUGGGUGAGCACACCCAGUACAAGGACGACGAUCAAGAUCAGGGCCGCGAGUAUCCGCUGCAGAGGGACGAGGUGAAAACAAUAUCUGCAAAGACAAACUUUAAUCGACAUCCAGGCGGAAGCGCGAGCGGAAGCAAUGCGGAUGCGGCCGGAAGCGGCAACGAAACGAAGCCGUACAUUGGUUUCGUGAUCGGUGUACUCACCGUUGUCAUUCUACUGCUUGUCGGCGCCAUCGUCUUCAUCGUUUUCCGCAAUCAGCGCAUCAAGUUGAAUGCGACGCGUUCGGCGACGAUUCAACGAGAUGACAUCAAGCGUUACGAUGCCGAUCACAAGAUGGACGAAUGUGAUAAGGCGGUGUUGUAUCAAGAAAGUCUGCGGCCGAUUUACACUGCUUCGCAGCCGCAAGCGCAACAGUAUCCUCAGCAACAGCAGCAGAUUCGGGAGCAUCGGCUUUCCCAGCAUCAUCCGCACAGUCCAGAUUACACAGAAGUUCCCGAUGUGAUCUGCCAGGAUUACGCAACUCCGCACAUGGGCCGCGAUUUUACCUCAACGUCGAUACACGCAACGCCGUCAAUACACAGUUUCUUGCCUAAGGCGCCGCCGAUUCCACCCCCGCCGAGCGGCUACUACGCCACCGACGACAUUCGCGAUAAUCUCAAUAUGGAAUCACCGCCGCUCACGCCAUCGGACUCACUGCGUUCGAAAUUGAGUCGACAUUUUUUGCUACCGCUGAGUCCAGAUCACCAGCAGCCCAUGCUACUGCCCAAGCUGGAAGAUGUCGUUGUUGAGAUGGUCCCUUACGACCAAUUACAGAUAAUCGAAAAACUAGGCGAAAGUCGCUUCGGUGACUACCACCUGUGCAAGAUGCAGAAAGCCUACGAAGAUCCCAAGCUGGUUGUCGUGCAUUCCCUGCGCGUGGAAGCGCUCGCCAAGGAAUUCGACACGGAGGUGCGUUCGUUAGCUCGCCUCAAGGAUCCAAAUAUUGCACAGCUACUGGGCGGUCGUUUGGAUUCUCAGCCAAUAUGUGCUGUGCGCGAAUAUUACGAGAUGGGCGAUUUGUGUCAGUUCUUGCAAGAGCACGUGGCGGAAACGACCACCCCACUGACUUCUGGUGCUAAUACUUUAAGUUACGGAUGUUUGGUGUACAUGGCGACGCAGAUUGCUUCCGGGAUGAAGUGUUUGGAGAAUUAUCGAUAUGUUCACAGGGAUCUAGCAACCAGGAAUUGUUUGGUGAAUCCACGAUAUCAGAUAAAGAUCAGCGACCUGGGCGCCUAUCGAGAAGCAUACGCACACGAUUAUUGUCAAAUCGCAAGCGGCGUCGUUGGGGGUGUCCCGAUUGACGGCGGCCGGCGUCCGAUGCCUCUCCGCUGGAUGGCCUGGGAGAGUGUGCUGCUGGGCAAAUACACGAUGAAAAGCGAUGUGUGGUCGUUCGCAGUCACGCUCUGGGAGAUAUUGACGUUCGCCAGGGAACAGCCGUUUGAAGAUUUGAGCGACGAGAAGGUUAUCGAAAAUGUCACUCAUUUCUAUCAAGAUAAUGGCAAACAUAUGCUAUUAAGCGUGCCAAUCAACUGCCCGAAGGAGAUAUUCGACCUGAUGUGCGAGUGCUGGCAGCGCAAUGAGUCAGAUCGGCCAAACUUUCGAGAGAUUCAUCUUUUCCUCCAACGGAAGAACCUCGGCUACACGCCCGAUCUGCAUUAAUUUCAUCGAAUUUGACACCGGACGUGGUUUAUAAAUAUCCUGUCCAAAGGUGGCAGGCGCACUCAACGCCCACACUGCUUCAAUGUGUUCCUUAAAUAUCAAUCUAAAUAUAUCACUAUCAUCAGUAUCAACCGAAACGAACGAAUUGUAAUAUACUGUAGUGACAAUUGCAAUUAGGAUAUAACAACAAUAGCACUUAAAUGCACUUUGUAUGAUGUAUAUUCUAAAUGGCUCGUUUCUAUCGCAAAAAUUGUAUUUGUUAUAAUGAAAUGAGGAAAAAAUCACAUCACUUCAGUAACAUGGAUGGUGAGAAGAUAAAAAUCACAAAUAUCCCUUGACAAUAAUAAAUGUAAUGAGCACACGUACAUGUCAUUAUCACAGAAUAGUUAGAGAUGGAUUUAAAUGAGUUUAUAAGAAAAUAUUUAACAAUAAGAAUCAUAUAUAAGUUAUAACGAAAUGAAAAUGAAAACAAUUGGGAUAUGUCAGAUAACUAAUAUAAACUAAGAUAAUUGAUAACACGUGUGAAUAUAAAAGAUAUACUUACGAUAAAUUUAUAAAAGAAUUAUGAUUAUAUAAGUUUUUAUAUGCCAGUGCUAAAAUUGUAAUUUUACGAUUUAUAAUCUCAAAAUUUUGCAAUUCAACAUUUAUUACUUGCUAAGAUAAUGUUCAACAAUUGAUUUGAAACUAGCUUUCUAAAUUUUUUAUCUUUUUAUAUUGAUUUACCAAAAUUAUUUGUUUGUCUGAAAUGACUUUCGAUUUAAGUACUCCUUAUUGCUUUUGAAUUUAUUCCAGUGCCUUUUUUAUACCUAUGUAUACCUAAGUUGCUAAUGUGAUUACAAAUCAUUGUACAAUUUAAUUUCACUAACAAUAUUACUGAACAUGUGAAGUAAAUGGAAUAAAAAGAAUUGUAGUCAUAUCAAUUAAACAGAAACUUAACUACAUAUGUGAAAUAAUCAUAAUCAAGUAAAUUGUUGCUAAACUAAGAAUACUAAACUGAAAACUUAAAACCUAUAUAGCUCUAUAAAUUUCUCUUGAUAUAAGUCUGUAAAUAUGUAAUUAUCACACACCAUUGUAACUAUUCUACAUAACCAUCUCCUACAACUCAAAAAAUCUGUCAUCAUGAUAUUUCUAUUAUUGUGUAGAUAAAUGCACGUUAGAAGCAUUUAAUUGUAAGUUUGGGAAAGUGACGAACCCGCAAAUAUAAAAGCUGUAACUAUGUACAUUUAAGCAUAAUCAAUAAUCAACUAGAUUAGUUAGGUUUUAAAUGUUUUUGUACAUUUUUUUAAAAUUUGUGAAUAUUUAUAUCAGUAUGUAAGAUAACUAUAGAGAUGGUAAUAAUGCUGAUCGAAUGCUAUAACAAAUGAACGAAAAACUAUGUAAUUACAAGUAUCAAAUGUAAUAUCGUUUGUUAACAUCUGGUACAACGGACCAAACUGGGAAAAUUCCACAAAUGAAGAAUUAUGAAUCAUUAUAAAUAAUAAAAAAAAA
Dalotia coriaria is the source of this 4953-nucleotide messenger RNA. It is a transcript of the gene Ddr, whose product is annotated as discoidin domain-containing receptor 2. Gene Ontology annotation, molecular function: protein tyrosine kinase collagen receptor activity; ATP binding; collagen binding. The coding region runs from base 538 to 3465 and encodes 975 amino acids. NCBI's taxonomy places the organism in Eukaryota, Metazoa, Arthropoda, Insecta, Coleoptera, Staphylinidae. The record is from RefSeq and is a predicted model, not a curated record. Gene Ontology annotation, biological process: protein phosphorylation; multicellular organism development; positive regulation of neuron projection development. Gene Ontology annotation, cellular component: plasma membrane; signaling receptor complex. The transcript has 15 exons.